CCUCGUUUCGGCGGUGCGGGUUCAAGCGUCUUCUUCGGCGGAGUCGCGUGGUCGGUCCGCCUCGCCGGAUCAGAAGGGUGGUCCUUUCGCGGUUACCCUCGCCGGUCCACCUCGUCCACCUCGCUGGGCAGGAGUUCCUAAAACUCCAACUCCGGUUGUCACAAAGGAAGUAUCCUGUGCAAAAUAAAUAUCGCACUCGUACUAUUGCAAUCAUGCAUUACAAAUUUUUUUCUAAAAGUAAAUCCGCAUUACCACCUCAUGCUGGGGAAAUUUGCAAUGCAUUUCUUCGAGUGCGAUACUUUUGCAAUGGAUAGGAAGUACUAAACGAUGCCGAGCGGCGGCUGCGACGCCGGAUUGAAGAAAAUCUAGAGCGAAUAUGCCAGCUGAAGGGAAAAGCGCGGGAACUGGAACGCAAGGUGAAGGAGCGGAACCCGACACGGGGCAAAAAAAAAGGCCAGCUGAUUGCUGGUAUGGGGGCGUCGCCCGCGGUCUGCGGUGGCCUAAACACCCUUGCCGCGACAACUGUGCAUAGUUACCCUACCCCCGUUGCAAGCACCUGCUUUGGCGGUUGUGCCGUUGGGGGGGCCGCUGCGGUUGUUGUGGGCUGCGGAAUGGGUAUUGUAUAUGGGGCGCAGGAGUUUCGGUGGAGCCGUCAAGGGCAAAGACUC
Amoebophrya sp. A120 is the source of this 668-nucleotide messenger RNA. The record is from the annotation of a GenBank genome assembly. Lineage: Eukaryota; Dinophyceae; Syndiniales; Amoebophryaceae.